CUUGUGGGUCCGUCUCCGCCAUAGCCAAAGAGUUACCACCCACCUCAACACUCACUAAAACAUCAUCAUUGCCACCCAGAAUCUCUCUCUCUCUCUCUCCCACCAGCGCCCGCACCCAACUCUUUCCUGUCAUUCCCCACGAACCCACGAAGGAAAAAGGUCGCGUCUUCCCAAUUUGUCUGGUGUUCUUGUGGUUUAUGGCGGUGCUGAGGUUUCUGCCGAGAGAGUGAACGAGAAAAAGCUUCGAUUUUUAUGAUGGGCAGCCGGUGAAAGGAACUGGGUCUGGGCUAUUUUCGGGUCUUGGUGUCAUGGGAAAUUGCUUGUGUAGAUGGGAGCCUUCGAUUUACAGAGUCUCCUCCAAUGCUAAGUCAGAAUCCCCUAAGUACGGGAGCCCAUCCGUGAAACAUAAAAGGGAUGAAAGUAAAUUACCGUCAAAUCCUGCGGAAGUGGAAGAUCUGCGCCGUGACACAGCUGCCAAUCCGCUGAUUGCAUUCACCUAUAGCGAGCUGAGGAUCAUCACUGCAAAUUUCAGGCAAGAUCAGGUGUUGGGUGGCGGUGGAUUUGGAAGCGUGUACAAAGGGUUUAUCUCAGAGGAUUUGCGGGAGGGGCUGGAGCCUCUCCAAGUUGCUGUAAAGGUUCAUGACGGCGAUAACAGUUAUCAAGGCCACCGUGAGUGGCUGGCAGAAGUCAUAUUCCUGGGGCAGCUUUCUCAUCCGAAUUUGGUGAAAUUGAUCGGGUACUGCUGCGAAGAUGAACAUCGAGUGUUGAUAUACGAGUACAUGGCUCGGGGUAGCGUGGAACAUAACUUAUUUUCGAGAGUAUUGCUUCCUCUUCCAUGGUCUAUCAGAAUGAAAAUUGCAUUCGGUGCUGCCAAAGGUCUUGCUUUCCUCCAUGAAGCUGAGAAGUCGGUCAUCUACCGUGAUUUCAAGACGUCUAAUAUUCUCUUAGAUGAGGAGUAUAAUGCCAAGCUCUCUGAUUUUGGUCUUGCGAAAGAUGGACCUGAAGGAGACAAAUCACAUGUUUCCACUCGCAUAAUGGGAACAUAUGGAUAUGCUGCGCCAGAAUAUAUAAUGACAGGGCAUUUGACUCCACGGAGUGAUGUAUACAGCUAUGGCGUAGUCCUUCUAGAACUUCACGGGAGAAAAUCCUUGGAUAAGUCUAGGCCUGCACGGGAGCAAAACCUCACAGAUUGGGCCCUUCCUUUGCUUAAAGAGAAGAAGAAGAUACUCAACCUUGUGGAUCCGAGGCUGGAUGGCGAUUAUCCCAUCAAAGGAGUGCAAAAAGCGGCGAUGCUCGCCUACCAUUGCUUGAACCGGAACCCCAAAGCUAGGCCUCUCAUGAGAGACAUAGUAGAUUCCUUGGAGCCUCUUCUGGUAAAUGAUGAGGGUUUGACCGAGACUACUGUGACUGUGAUUAGUAACGAAGUUCCCGCUGCAGAUACAAAACGAUAGGAAGAUUUACAAUAGGAUUGCAUUCGGUCUGCCAGUUUUCUUGGGGUCUUUUCCAUUUUCAGUGAUUUCCAUCUGCAACAGAAACAAAAAGGAGAUUUUUCUUUUCAUUUAGAUAGCUUUCUUCUGUGUAUCUAAAGGAAGGAGAGGAGGAUGUGUUUUUUUUCUUUUUUAGUGCAGAGGCAUACUUGCGAGACCUUUCAUUUGAACUGGAGUACUGUACCGAGCACGUAAAUAUUGAUCUGACCAUGAAUGUAUGUACACGAUUGGCUUGCUUGAUACAAACUUUCAUUCCACA
This is a messenger RNA of Eucalyptus grandis, 1746 nucleotides long. Its product is annotated as probable serine/threonine-protein kinase PBL16. Gene Ontology annotation, molecular function: ATP binding; protein kinase activity. Gene Ontology annotation, biological process: protein phosphorylation. Lineage: Eukaryota; Viridiplantae; Streptophyta; Magnoliopsida; Myrtales; Myrtaceae. The record is from RefSeq and is a predicted model, not a curated record.